GUCACUGCAUGCAGCUUCAUUAAUCUGAGCGGAUUUCCUCCGAGCACCAGCACAGACAGGGAUGAGUCUGAUGUUAAACCAGCUCCACGGCCACCGUUUUAUCCAGAAAACAUCUAUAAGUUUUGAGUGACCUAAACAGAGCAUCAUGGGAGGAGUGGUGGUGGAUGAAGGAGGCAGUGGGGUAAAGGCCCCUGAUGGAGGAUGGGGCUGGGCCGUACUUUUCGGGUGCUUUGUCAUCACCGGGUUCUCUUAUGCUUUUCCCAAAGCGGUCAGUGUGUUCUUCAAGGAACUGAUCAAAGAAUUUGGCGUGGGCUACAGUGACACCGCAUGGAUCUCCUCCAUUCUUCUAGCAAUGCUUUAUGGAUCAGGGCCCUUGUGCAGUGUUUUAGUAAAUCGUUUCGGGUGUCGCCCUGUGAUGAUGGUGGGUGGACUCUUUGCUUCUCUUGGCAUGAUUUUGGCCUCCUUUUCAACCAGCAUUAUUCACAUCUAUCUUACUACAGGAGUUAUUACAGGUCUGGGCCUUGCCUUAAACUUCCAGCCUUCACUCAUCAUGCUAAACAGAUACUUUAGUGAGAAAAGACCCCUGGCAAAUGGGCUGGCUGCAGCUGGAAGCCCUGUGGCCUUGUGCUGUUUGUCUCCACUGGGACAAAUUCUUCAGUACAAGUAUGGUUGGCGUGGUGGUUUCCUUAUCCUGGGAGGUAUUUUACUUAACUGCUGUGCAUGUGGAGCCCUCAUGAGGCCCCUGCUAGCCCCCCCAAAAAAGGAAGAGGACCAAGAAGCAUCAAAAGCAGCUGACAACCAGCCAAAACCGAAGCACAAGUUGCUGGACUUCAGUGUCUUUAAAGACAGAGGGUUUGUUAUUUAUACUGUGGCAGCAGCUAUUAUGGUGCUGGGUCUGUUUGUGCCACCAGUGUUCGUGGUAAGCUAUGCCAAGGAGCUUGGUAAUGAAGACACCAAGUCUGCCCUUCUUCUGACCAUCCUAGGUUUCAUUGAUAUCUUUGCCAGGCCUACUUGUGGAAUUAUUGCUGGACUGAAGUGGGUGCGGCCACGCUGUGUUUAUUUCUUCAGUUUCGCUAUGAUAUGUAACGGCAUUACUGAUAUCAUAGGCUCCAUGUCAAAGGACUACACAUCACUGGUUUUCUUCUGCAUUUUCUUUGGCAUCUCAUACGGCAUGGUGGGUGCUUUGCAGUUUGAGGUACUAAUGACCAUCGUUGGAACAGAAAAGUUCUCAAGUGCUAUUGGACUGGUACUGCUGGUAGAGGCCGUUGCUGUAUUAGUGGGGCCACCCGGUGCAGGGCGCCUUCUGGACGCCACCAAGGUAUACAUGUACGUCUUCCUGUUAGCAGGAUGUGAGGUGGUCCUCUCAGCUGUUGUACUUUGCGUCUGCAACCUGCUCUUCAUCAAGAAGAAGCCUGAGCAACCCGAUUCCUCUAACAAGAUGGAGAUGGCUGUGACAGAAGCUGAGAAGGAGCGUCUUAACAAAGUUCCUCUGGUUGAGCAGAGCCCCGAGCCAGGAUCCAAGACUGAUCUGAAUGAAGAACAAAGCCAGCAAGCAGGUUCAAAUCCAGAGGUGGAAAGACAGACACAGUCGCCAAAAGAACAAGAUAAAUCCAUUGCCAGUAAGAUGGACCAAGGUGCUGAGAUGGACUCUGUAGUCCCGACCAAAGUAAAUGGUAACAUGGUAGAACCUGAAUCUUCGCUGUGAAUGUAUAACCUUAGCAAAGCAGACUUGAAAAACCCUGAAAGACUGGAUAAAUUAGUUAAGAUAUUGCAGUUGCGUGUUUGAUGUUUUAAUGUUUUGAUGUAUGCUUUGCACAUAAAGUCUCACUAGGUCACA
Trichomycterus rosablanca is the source of this 1837-nucleotide messenger RNA. It is a transcript of the gene slc16a3b, whose product is annotated as solute carrier family 16 member 3b. Gene Ontology annotation, cellular component: plasma membrane. Gene Ontology annotation, molecular function: monocarboxylic acid transmembrane transporter activity. NCBI's taxonomy places the organism in Eukaryota, Metazoa, Chordata, Actinopteri, Siluriformes, Trichomycteridae. The transcript has 5 exons. Bases 146 to 1705 code for a protein of 519 amino acids. Gene Ontology annotation, biological process: transmembrane transport; monocarboxylic acid transport. The record is from RefSeq and is a predicted model, not a curated record.